CGAAUAUCAACAACGAGAGAUUUUCGUUCGUAGCAAUUUUUUCGUAACGAUUACGAAAAUAUUAAAAUUAUAGGUAUUUGCUAUCGUAAAAUCCAUUUUUAUUCUCGAGGUUGAAACUACCUUUGAUAAGACGACUGGUAUAAUGAUAAUACCGGUGAAAUUAUAUAGCUUUUCGUCUUCGCGAUUACGGAUAAAAACCUCGAAACGUAGGCAAAGGCGAGCAGAUGGUCGUUACAGUGCUUCCGAAAUUUUUCUUCUUGCCAACACCGUAGCAAUAUUGUUGAUCGGAGCAUCAUGGCUCUCGUAAACGAUACAACAACGUUUCGGGAUAUUAUGACAAAAGUUACAGCGGCUCUGUUGAUAUUCUGCGGCUCGAUCAUGUUUUCGGGCAAAUUGAUUAAGGGGCAGUGCAACUACAAUCAAAAUCUAAUUCCCGGCACCACGUAUUACAUCUACAACCCCAAUUACCCGUAUUCUUAUCGCGGAUCAGAGUCGUGCGUGUGGACCGUCACCAGCGACUACCGGGUGAAUUUGACUUGUACCGACUUCCAGUUGCCAUGGAGUUACAACUGCUUUCAAGACAGUUUAACAGUGCAAAUCAAUUCCACCACGUCGCAUCGUUAUUGCGGCAACGGAGGGUUCAGCGUGGUAUCCUCGUCGAGCUCGAUGGUCGUGGCGCUGUCGUCGCCUGUAUGGUCGCAGGGCGGCCGUUUCCUCUGCGAGAUUCGCGCCGUGAAGAGGCCGCAGGAUUCCACCAAUUGCCAGUGCGGAUGGAACAAUCCCUCAAGGAUCGUGGGAGGGACAGACACGGGAGUGAACGAGUUCCCCAUGAUGGCAGGCAUCGUGGACGCCGACGAGCGCUCCGUGUUUUGCGGAUCCACCAUAAUAUCCGUGAGGUACGUGUUGACAGCUGCGCAUUGCAUGACGAACAGGAAUUACUCGAGACUAGGCGUGUUGGUCGGCGAUCACGAUAUUAGUUCGGGGACGGACACGAACGCGACCAUGCUCUAUCGGGUGGGCAAGGUGAUCGUGCAUCCGAAUUACGCCCACGACAAUUUCAACGACGUUGCCCUGUUGAAAACGAGGACGAAGAUGGAGUUCGGGAACCAGGUUGGCCCGGCCUGUCUGCCGUUCCAACACUCGCCCGACACUUUCGCCGGCUCCUUCGUUCAAUUAUUGGGCUGGGGCACUACGAGUUUCGGUGGCCCGCCCUCCGACAUUUUGCAAAAAGUUACGGUGAGCGUGCUCACUAACCUCCAAUGCUCCAAAUUUUAUCCGGAUCUAACGCCUCGACAGAUGUGUACCUACGCGAAGGACAAGGACGCGUGUCAGAUGGAUAGCGGGGGACCGGUUCUCUGGCAAAACCCUACGACCAAGCGUUUCGUCGUGGUGGGAAUCAUAAGUAUGGGUAUCGGUUGUGGCGACACCGGUGGUGUAAAUACCAGGGUCGGUGCUUACAUAGACUGGAUUGUCUCAGAAACUGCAGAUUCUACGUACUGCAUCAUCGAAUAAAAACGGUUCGAUCGUUUCGACUCGAUUCGACGCGGACGGAUAGCUAAUUUCGUUUCGUUAAUUUUGUCGACGAAGCAAUUUGCAUUUUUCUUUCUUUUUUAACAAGCAAAUUCUCAAGAGAGAUUCGACAAGUAAUAACAAGUCGUAAUAAGUGGAAAAUACGAAAGAAAAGAGAGAAUGUAUUUUUAUACUUAUUAUCGAUAACCAACAGUGAUUGGAACCCGUAAAUCUAUCGAGCGUCGAGUUUAGAGACGACAGACGAUUUUUAUUAGAAAAGAUCGAAGAUCGAAUCCACCGGACUCUUCUCCCAAAUACACGUACAAUAUAUCGUUUGCAUUAUAA
This is a messenger RNA of Apis cerana (Asiatic honeybee), 1854 nucleotides long. RefSeq names its product venom serine protease 34. Lineage: Eukaryota; Metazoa; Arthropoda; Insecta; Hymenoptera; Apidae. The record is from RefSeq and is a predicted model, not a curated record. Gene Ontology annotation, molecular function: serine-type endopeptidase activity. Gene Ontology annotation, biological process: proteolysis.